Messenger RNA from Epinephelus moara (kelp grouper), 2277 nucleotides. RefSeq lists its product as uncharacterized. The coding region runs from base 64 to 2277 and encodes 737 amino acids. The transcript is spliced from 4 exons. Lineage: Eukaryota; Metazoa; Chordata; Actinopteri; Perciformes; Serranidae. The record is from RefSeq and is a predicted model, not a curated record.
CUUCUUUAUCUUACUUGUUCUGUUUUUACUUUAGUUAUUUAUUAAGCUACGUCCUCUCUAAUCAUGCUUGUGUGGAGAGUUUUUGUUGUUUCGCUCGUGGUGGAAUCGCUCCUUUUACUCUGCCACUCGACCGUCGCUCAGCAACACCACAUUGUUUACUCCAGGGAUCAGCUGAUGGAGCUGAAGCCGGCCGGCUUGGCUACGGUGAGGGAGGAUAUACCUGCUGAACUUUGGAGGAAAACACACCGGGGUUGCAGAGGGAAAAGAUCGCUACGGCGGCGGAAAGGAGCGAAACACCGGAGACUUAUGGAGAGGAAGACAUUGAAGCCGUGUCUCCCAUCUAUCAUCAUGGGCAACGUGAGAUCACUGGGGAAUAAGAUGGACGAGCUUACAGCGCUAACCCGGAGUCAUCAGGAAUACCGGGAGUGUAGCCUGAUGAUUUUCUCGGAGUCAUGGCUACACACGGAUGUUCCUGACCACAAUGUUUCCACCGUGGGUUUCCACACUGUCCGGGCUGACAGGGACUGCACUAAGAGCGGUAAGCGUAAAGGAGGUGGGCUUGCUGUUUACGUGAACAACAGGUGGUGCAAUCCUGGUCACAUCACAGUCAAAGACCGCAUCUGCAGCCCGGAUAUUGAACUGUUAGCUGUGGGCCUCCGUCCUUACUAUUUACCCCGUGAAUUCUCACAUGCUAUUGUAGUGGCACUGCAGGGCUGUUUUGAGGUGACUGACUGGAAUGUACUCUGUGAGCCACAUGGAGAGGACAUUGAUGGGCUUACUGAGUGCAUUACAGACUACAUUAAUUUCUGUGUGGACGGCAUUGUCCCAGCAAGGACUGUGCGGUGUUACCCAAAUAACAAGCCUUGGGUAACAAAGGACAUCAAAGCCAUACUCAACCUGAAGAAGAGGGCUUUCAGAGGUGGCAACAGGGAGGAGCUGAGGGACAUUCAGAGGGAGCUGAGUGCAAAGAUCAAUGAGGCUAAGGACGGCUACAGGAGGAAGCUGGAGAGGAAACUCCAGCUGAAUAACAUGAGCGAGGUCUGGAGUGGUAUGAGGACCAUCACCGGUUACAGACCAACUAGCAGUGGAGCUGAUGGUAGUGUGGCUAGGGCCAAUGAGUUAAAUCUGUUCUUCAAUAGGUUUGACACUGCUGCCCUGGCCCCUGUUGGCUCUCCUGCUGACUGUCUCCAGCCACCACCACUUCUGACCCCCCCUCCUCCUCCUGAUAGCACCUCAUCCAACUUGGUGAGCCCCUCACACCCAUCCCCCACUCCUCACACCUCCUCUGGCUCCCAUGCUACCUGCCCUCCUCUCACUUUGGACUCCAACUCUCCCCCUCCUCAACCUGCACUCUUUACACCUCUACAUGUUAGGAGACAGCUGAGCAAACUCCCCGCCGGUAAGGCUGCAGGCCCUGAUGGUGUCAGCCCACGGGUUCUCAGAGCCUGCGCCGAACAGCUCUGUGGAGUGCUUCAUCGUGUCUUCAAAAUGAGCCUGAGCCUCCAGAGGGUCCCUGUGAUAUGGAAGACGUCCUGCCUCGUUCCAGUGCCAAAGAUGCCGCAACCCAGCGGUCUCUCGGACUACCGACCGGUGGCACUGACGUCACAUAUCAUGAAGACCCUGGAGAGACUUGUCCUGGAGCAGCUCAGGCCUAUGGUCAGGCCGCACCUGGAUCCCCUCCAGUUCGCCUACCAGCCCCGGAUUGGAGUUGAGGAUGCCCUCAUUUACCUGCUGAACCGCAUCUACGCCCACCUGGACAAGCCGGGGAGCACUGUGAGGGUCACGUUCUUUGACUUCUCCAGUGCUUUCAAUACCAUCAGGCCUGCUCUACUGGGUGACAAGCUGACGGCGAUGCUGGUGAAUCCCCCCCUUGUGUCCUGGAUUGUGGAUUACCUCACUGGCCGACCACAGUACGUGCGCUUGCGGCACUGUGUGUCAGACACAGUGGUCAGCAAUACCGGGGCUCCACAAGUUGGAUGUAUCAGCAAGGGUGAGGAGGCUGAAUACAGGGCUGUGGUGAAUAACUUUGUCUCAUGGUGUGAGCUGAACCACCUGCAGCUCAACACAACAAAGACAAAAGAGCUGGUGGUGGAUCUGAGGAGAACGAGGACACCAGUGACCCCAGUUUCCAUCCUGGGGCAUAACGUGGACAUUGUAGAACACUACAAGCUGUCAUCAUCGUGCAGCAACAGGUGGCAUGUUGUCAUGUUUAUCAACCAGCUACAGCAGCUCGAUGUGAGUGACCAUCGGCUUCAGUACCGAGACAAUGUCCUAUGA